Paramecium primaurelia is the source of this 990-nucleotide messenger RNA. The record is from the annotation of a GenBank genome assembly. NCBI's taxonomy places the organism in Eukaryota, Ciliophora, Oligohymenophorea, Peniculida, Parameciidae.
AUGAUAAAGAAGAAGAUUACGUUUCUUAAUAAGAAAUAUUAGCUAAGCUAAUCUGAAGAUGAGAAAACACCAGACACAGCCUUGACUCCACUUUCAAUUAAAGAAUAAAUACAAAGCGAUGAUUCAGAUACUGGUACACCUAGUAAAAUGGCUCUAACUCCCUUAAAAAUGUCUAAAUUCAAAAUUUAACACGAAAAAAGCAAAUCUUCAUUUGCACAUAAUGGCAGGAAUUUAGUUAAUAGAAGAGAUAAACUCGCAGAUCAUCCAUUUAGAUAGUUGAUUUUUGGAUAAAGAACAACUUAGGAGACUCUAAUAAAACAUAUUGAAUAAACAUAAAGAGGAGUUAUUUAUGCCACUAAAUCAUUAAAACCACCAUCAGAGAAAUUUUUAUUGUAAAAGUAAGUGGACAUUCCAUUAAAAGACAAAGAAAAAAAAAUAUUGAUAUUAGAUUUAGAUGAAACACUGAUACAUUCUUGUACAAGCAAAGAGAAAUCUUAAGUCUAAUUAAAAACUGAAGAUGGAUAAUUAGUAUUAUAUAUUGUAAUAUUUUAGCUUAGAUUCAACGUUCGACCAUAUCUAGCAUAUUUUCUUGAUAAUUUAUCUACAUUUUACUAGAUAUUCAUAUUUACAGCCUCUUCACCAUCAUAUGCAUUAGCUUUAGUAGAUUACAUUGAUCCUUUAGAAGAUAAGAUCUUAGGAAUAUUUACUAGAAAUCAUUGUCUCGAAACAAAGAAUGGUUACUUUAUAAAGGAUCUUCGUAUUCUUAGAGAUGUUGAUUUAAAAAACAUUAUAAUUGUUGACAAUUUAACUCAUUCUUUUGGAUUUUAAUUAGAGAAUGGUAUACCAAUUUUAGAAUGGACAGAUGAUGAAAAAGAUUAAGAAUUAAAAUAUUUAGUCGACUAUUUAAUUGAGGCCAGUUAAUAUGAUGAUGUUAGAGAAUUUAAUAGAGAGAAACUCAAAUUACAUGACCUUAUUGAUUAUAUUUUAUGA